This is a messenger RNA of Tetrahymena thermophila SB210, 177 nucleotides long. RefSeq lists its product as hypothetical. The record is from RefSeq and is a predicted model, not a curated record. The transcript has a single exon. NCBI's taxonomy places the organism in Eukaryota, Ciliophora, Oligohymenophorea, Hymenostomatida, Tetrahymenidae.
AUGAAAGCAGAAAAUAUCAAAAAUGUAAUUAUAAAACAGUUAAUUGCAAAAAAUAUUUCAACAAGUUCUGAUAUUUUGUUUUAUUGGCUAUUUAAGAAACCAUUUAAAAAGAAGAAAUAAGUAGCAAAUUAUGAAUAUAUUCUUUUAUCAGAUGCUAAUUCUUUAUAUGUUUGUUGA